Messenger RNA from Rubroshorea leprosula, 407 nucleotides. Lineage: Eukaryota; Viridiplantae; Streptophyta; Magnoliopsida; Malvales; Dipterocarpaceae. The record is from the annotation of a GenBank genome assembly.
UGCAUCUGAGCUUGCCAAACAACUGAAGAAGUCUAACAGUACUCCUUGGGAGCAAAUGAGCAAAGUUUGGGUACAUUUAAUGUGUUUUGCUGCUAUGAACUGCAGGCCACACGUCCAUGCACAGCAACCUAGUAAGGGCGGUGAACUUUUCACAUUCGUUUGGUUGCUCAUGAAUCAUCUGGGACUUGGGACUCACUUUUCAAGCCAUUACUGAUGCUACAUGGUGAAUUUGAUGAAAACUGCUUCCAGGGGUAGUUUUAUCUUUCUUUGUAUAACCAGCUACUUGUUGCUGAUGAUGGACUUACGUAAUCAGUUGUUUUAGUUUCUACAAAUGAUAUCACAUCUUUGCUCCAUGAGUUAGUUUCGAGGUACUAAUUUUCACUUGUAAUUAAAAUUUCAGUAGUGGA